Molecule: messenger RNA, 567 nt
Organism: Colletotrichum gloeosporioides
Lineage: Eukaryota; Fungi; Ascomycota; Sordariomycetes; Glomerellales; Glomerellaceae
Exons: 1
Coding region: 1-567 (188 amino acids)
Source: RefSeq, a predicted model, not a curated record
AUGGCUGGAGAAACCCCGCCCUUACCUGCCCUUCGCGAUCGUCGUGACUGGAGUCCCUGGUCAUCGUCGCUUCUUGCGUAUUGUCAAGUAUACCGCACCAAUAUUCAGGGCAAUCCAGUGCGAUUUACGAAUUCCGACAACGAGUUGAUGUAUUUGAUGACUCUCGGUCCGCCAGAGGCCUUGUACGACUUGAUGUACAACUCCCUGUCCACCGAGAUCAUCGACGGCCUCAGGCAUUGUGGCUCUACUUUCCCCGCCAGAAACGAUCCGAAUAAACUACUCGAACUCAUCAAGAGAUUCCUCGCCCCAUCGAUUUCGCAGAGAGCCAUCCACGUCUUGAGCCUGGUUUCGUCACCCUUUCGCAUCUACCAAUCCAGAAAAGACUUCGCCUCGUUCGCGAAGCUGGUCAAGAUCGCCGCUGUUGAGGAUUCAACGACGCCAAAUGAGAUUCUGGCCCUGCUUCUAUACAGAGGUAUGGAGGUGUACGACCCUGCGCUGGUUCCGAACGAGCUGGGCGACAGCAGGGCUAUAUCGUGGGAUGGCCUCAUCGCAAUACUCGAAAACUAG